Molecule: messenger RNA, 1590 nt
Organism: Fusarium keratoplasticum
Lineage: Eukaryota; Fungi; Ascomycota; Sordariomycetes; Hypocreales; Nectriaceae
Exons: 2
Coding region: 1-1590 (529 amino acids)
Source: RefSeq, a predicted model, not a curated record
AUGGUCACCAAUAGCCCCCUCUUCGAUACAACUUCUAUUCCUCUCGGCCAACGCCGAGGCAUCACAGACCUGGCGCAAAUAGCUUUGGAUCUGACCUGGGCACCCGAGAGAGCAGAGCAGGACGCCAUUGCUCGGUCUCGGGCAUAUCCCUCUCCGCCCAUGUCAGGAUCUCCGCCCCUCCCCCCGAAGCCGCCCCAAGAAGCUGGUGAUCGUGGCCAAGUACCUGUUGGCUAUUCAAAUCCCAAUCGUCAGGAUGCCUAUCGAGGUAACCUGCCUCAACAACCUCCAAUUGAUCGCCCAGGACCAAUUAAUAUGCAGCCCACGCUUCCAAGGUUGUUCCAGCAAGAAGCUCCCGACGCUUCCGCAUACUCAUAUCGCAGGCCGGAGGAAACGGCACCACGACCUGUAUCCUAUGCUCAACCAGGCGCUCCGUCCAUGUCUCAACCGCCAAGCUACAUCCCCCCUGGUGGGCCUGGAGCGCCUGCGCUCUAUCCUCCAUCUGCCCGGCCAACGGGCGCUGAGAACCAGGCAAUGACUUCGCCCAAAUCGCAGAGGAAAACCAAAGGCCAUGUGGCUUCUGCGUGUGUUCCUUGCAAACGAGCCCAUCUUCGAGAACACAUGGCUCCCAGGUACCUCGAACGAACACCGAACACCGACCCUACCCAUUACCCAGCACCUUUGCCGACUGCUGCCAGAGGUGGAGAGCCCGUGGCUUUCCUAAAUAUGAAGAUGGACUUUGCAAAGACAUCACCGGCUUUUACUGAGGCUGUGGGACACCCUGUUCUUCACGGACAGAACUUGAGUGAUGUUGUUGCUCCAUCAGACAGGGAUAAGGUAUUGUCGAUUCGAAGUCAACUCAUCGAAGAGCAGACGAGAAAGGAACCGAAUUACCUCCCUCCCAUACUCGCUCGGCUCGACCACAUCAUCCAGGGACUUGGAUUUGGGGCGGAGGAAAUCGGGCGGUUCCAGCUUGACCGCCAAGAAUACCUAGUAUUCAGAGGUGUUGAUGGCCAACCGAGGCAAUUUCCUAUCCGUCUCGGCCUCGCAAAAGAGGGAUCCAUCUAUUUCGUGGUCAUGAUGCUCAGCUUGAGAUAUCCCUUGCCGCCUUCACCUGUCUCUCGAGAGGUGGCGCAUGCCUAUGGUUCUCAACCGCCGACUCCUCAGGCUGCCUAUAGUCAGCGAAUACCGCCGCCAGCGUCAGUGCCAGUGCCGCCACCCUUUGACCCGACACGAAGCCGAUUCAACGACAUGCCCUUGGUAUCUCGACCGGCUCCUGGGCCCUCAACGCAGCUGCCGGCAAAUCUGUCUCCUCGCAUUGCUGUCGGUGCUGGAGCGACGUCGUAUGCGGCAUCACCUAGCCGUACCGAAUAUGCAGGCCCACCGUCAUAUCAUGUUCCCCGAAGCGAACUGCCUCCUCCGAGCGGACCACGGCCUCAAGCGUCGUUUCAGCUUCCGCCGAUCCGAGCCCAGCCAGAUCAGCCUGGGGCACGCCCACCGGGGGAGCAAUCAUGGCCUCGGGGGGAGCGGCCGAGUCGAGUUGAUAUUGGAGGCCUGAUCGAUAAGCCCGAUGCUCCAGGACGGCCGCGGUAG